AUGGCAGAGAGAUCCAAUAGUCCAAAAUUCGAGAGACCCGAAGUGUACUCGGGCUCGUCCUGCGGCCGCGAGCGCCAGAGCGAGCGCCUGGAGAAGCUCGCGGCCGGGCCCCGCCACCACUACGAGGUCGACGCGGACCCGGUCGCCGUGUCCACGGAGGAGCUGACGUCACAGCAGUUCGAGUCCCAACCCUCCAGCGGGCGUCAGUCCGUCGCGUCGAUCUCGUCUUCUUCGUCGUGCAACGAGACGCUAACUCCUCGCGGAUCGUGGGCUUCCCUGGACCUUAGAAGUUCCUCCUCCGACCCGCUCCUGCCGGACUUGUUUGAACGGCGACCGCCGGAGCAAAUGGACGCUGCCAAUGAGGCUAAGAGGUUGGAGAACAGACAACCUGACCUGCUAGGCCUGUACACUCCGUACCUCGACGAGGAUGAGGCGGUGGAGAGGAGACUGGCUGCCGAAAUGCCCAGCGAGGUCAUGGGCCACAGGAUCCUGGUCAAUUGCCAUCAGUUGAAGUAAGUUAUACCACGGUUAUACC
Molecule: messenger RNA, 535 nt
Organism: Ostrinia furnacalis (Asian corn borer)
Lineage: Eukaryota; Metazoa; Arthropoda; Insecta; Lepidoptera; Crambidae
Product: dedicator of cytokinesis protein 6-like
Exons: 4
Coding region: 1-516 (171 amino acids)
Source: RefSeq, a predicted model, not a curated record